GGAAGAGCCAUUGUUCCCAGCUCAGUGGCCUCUGCCCAAACUGAGCCUUUGUUUGCUGAUUUCCUUUCUGGACACCAAGGUCCUGUGAACUCACAGGGAGGCUGUGGUAGGGGAGGAACUUGUGUACUCCUGGGUCCCCUCAAUUCGAGACCUGUGCAUUCCUCGGCUUCCCUUGUCAUCUGGGGGUGGCCAGAUGAAAUAUUGCACAGAGAUGAACUGGGGAAAGGUCUGGACAACAGGAUGGACAGAAUCCUGGGUGUGAGGAGAUCUCCCUGGACUCAGAGCUAGGGGUGUGUGCCAGACCUGAUGGCCUGGCAUGUCCUACAGGCCAUACCUGGGUGGAAAUGGCAAGAGUUGGGGAUUACAAGCUGAGGAGGGGUGGCAGGAGGCUCCUUCUGGUGUGGGCUGGGGCUGGGGCUGGGCCUGGCCUGAGGCUGCCCGUGUAGCAGUCUGAGCAGGAGAGGAUCAGACUGGGCCAUGAGGAUCUGCGAUGAAUGGGUUUGGGACUACACUUUCCCACCUGGCACAGGUUGGGCCCCCAGCUUCCCUGAAGGAGCCCACAUUUCUGUGUCCCCUGCAGGGUUUCCCACUGCACGACGACAUGGAGACCUGUGGCCGCAAGGCUCCUGGGGGCUCAGCUUGGACGGCAGUGGGGCUGGGCUGCAGCCUCCUAACAGGGCUUUUGUCUGGGGUGGUGGCCUGGGAGACGGCCUCCCCACUGCCUGCAUCUUGGAGCACCCCUGCAUCUCCCCUGCCAAGUGAGGCUGGGCAGCCUUGUUGGUGGGUGCCCCUGAAGAGGCCCAGUGAAGGGCCCGGCGCCCGCCAUGAACGGCCUGUCGGUGAGCGAACUCUGCUGCCUCUUCUGCUGCCCACCGUGCCCUGGCCGCAUUGCUGCCAAGCUCGCCUUCCUGCCUCCAGAGCCUACCUACUCACUGCUGCCUGAGCCUGAGCCAGGGCCUGGAGGGGCUGGAGCUGCCCCCUCAGGGUCCCUGAGAGUCUCUGCCGGCACCCCAGGGCGCUGGAAGGUCCACCUGACUGAACGUGCUGACUUCCAGUACAGCCAGCGUGAACUUGACACCAUCGAGGUCUUCCUGACUAAGAGCACCCGUGGCAACCGCAUCUCCUGCAUGUAUGUGCGUUGCGUGCCUGGUGCCAGGUACACAGUUCUCUUCUCGCAUGGCAACGCAGUGGACCUGGGUCAGAUGAGCAGCUUCUACAUCGGCCUGGGCACCCGCAUCAGCUGCAACAUCUUCUCCUAUGACUACUCUGGCUAUGGCGUGAGCUCAGGCAGGCCCUCCGAGAAGAAUCUCUAUGCAGAUAUCGAUGCUGCCUGGCAGGCCCUGCGCACGAGGUACGGCAUCAGCCCGGACAGCAUCAUCCUGUACGGGCAGAGCAUUGGCACAGUGCCCACAGUGGACCUGGCCUCGCGCUACGAGUGCGCUGCGGUGGUGCUGCACUCGCCUCUCACCUCGGGCAUGCGCGUUGCCUUUCCUGACACCAAGAAGACCUACUGCUUCGAUGCGUUCCCCAACAUUGAGAAGGUGUCCAAGAUCACAUCGCCAGUGCUCAUCAUCCACGGCACGGAGGACGAGGUGAUCGACUUCUCCCAUGGGCUGGCGCUGUACGAACGUUGCCCCAAGGCCGUCGAGCCACUGUGGGUGGAGGGCGCUGGGCACAACGACAUUGAGCUCUACAGUCAGUACCUGGAGCGCCUACGCCGCUUCAUCUCCCAGGAGCUGCCCAGCCAGCGCGCCUAGCGGCUACCUGUGCACCACUGCGCCGGGACUUCAGCAAUAAGGCAGCCGCCUGGACUUGUCCUGCUGCAGCCCUGGGGGCUGCAUGUGGACCCCCAGGGCUCCCAGGCAGCAGGCAGGCAGCCGUGACCCCGCCCCGGCCCAGGGGCCAUGGACAUUGUACAGGAGAUAGAGCUAUGCUCUCUUCCUUUUGAAAGCAAAAAGAAGAAAAGACGUGAAAACAAAUUAAAGAUUUAAGAUUUUA
This is a messenger RNA of Marmota monax (woodchuck), 1998 nucleotides long. It is a transcript of the gene Abhd17a, whose product is annotated as abhydrolase domain containing 17A, depalmitoylase. The record is from RefSeq and is a predicted model, not a curated record. Lineage: Eukaryota; Metazoa; Chordata; Mammalia; Rodentia; Sciuridae. Bases 825 to 1757 code for a protein of 310 amino acids. Gene Ontology annotation, molecular function: palmitoyl-(protein) hydrolase activity. The transcript has 4 exons. Gene Ontology annotation, cellular component: endosome membrane; plasma membrane. Gene Ontology annotation, biological process: protein depalmitoylation.